UCUGCUCUUUCACAUCGGGAUUUCUGGCCUCCCUUCCAAGCAGACCCCACUGCGAUGGCAUCUGCUAGUGAGCCCCCUGCCAGCCCAAGGGAUGCUGCCGACCAGAACUUUGACUACAUGUUCAAACUGCUCUUGAUCGGGAACAGCAGUGUGGGCAAGACCUCCUUCCUGUUCCGCUACGCUGACGACUCCUUCACCCCCGCGUUCGUGAGCACGGUGGGCAUCGACUUCAAGGUCAAGACAGUCUAUCGACAUGACAAGAGGAUCAAGCUGCAGAUUUGGGACACAGCAGGCCAGGAGCGCUACCGGACAAUCACCACAGCCUACUACCGUGGAGCCAUGGGUUUCCUGCUCAUGUAUGACAUCGCCAACCAGGAGUCCUUCACCGCCGUGCAGGACUGGGCUACACAGAUCAAAACCUACUCGUGGGACAAUGCCCAGGUCAUCCUUGUGGGAAACAAGUGUGACCUGGAGGGUGAACGGGUUGUGCCUGCCGAGGAUGGCCGGAGGCUCGCUGAUGACCUUGGCUUUGAGUUCUUUGAGGCCAGCGCCAAGGAGAAUAUCAAUGUGAAGCAGGCAUUCGAGCGCCUGGUGGACAUCAUCUGUGAGAAGAUGAACGAGUCCCUGGAACCCAGCUCCGGCCCCGGCAGCAACGGGAAAGGCCCAGCCCUUGGAGAUGCCCCGCCCCCCGAGCCCAGCAGCUGUGGCUGUUAAGUGCGGCCCUUGACCACCUCACACCUGUGCCCCGCUUGCCUCUUCAAGGACUGCAGCCGAGGUGUGAGCUAUGGGGGCCAUUUCCAAGCUCAGGGCACCCCUUCCCACCGGUUC
Messenger RNA from Acomys russatus (golden spiny mouse), 828 nucleotides. It is a transcript of the gene Rab3d, whose product is annotated as RAB3D, member RAS oncogene family. The transcript has 4 exons. Gene Ontology annotation, biological process: protein secretion; protein localization to plasma membrane; regulation of exocytosis. Lineage: Eukaryota; Metazoa; Chordata; Mammalia; Rodentia; Muridae. The record is from RefSeq and is a predicted model, not a curated record. Gene Ontology annotation, cellular component: synaptic vesicle; endosome; plasma membrane. Gene Ontology annotation, molecular function: GTP binding; GTPase activity. Bases 55 to 714 code for a protein of 219 amino acids.